AUGAAUUUAGCAUUAUUAAAUGAAGAAAUAGAAAAAAUUGAAAGAAGUAUCAAAGAACCAUCUGAAAUAAUUGAAAUAUUUCGAAAUCAUCUUGAUAAAAUAUUGGAUAUUAUAAUAAAUAAGGAAACUUAAUAAGAAAUAAAAUUUUCAAGUUUGAAAGAAUUAUGUCAUUAUUUAAUAGUAAUGAGAGUAUCAUUGGAUGGUAUUUUAAAUGAUUCUUAUCAUACAAAGAGAGAAAUCUUUUAUAUGAAUCAAAAUAUAUUUUAAAAAUAAGAGAACUUAAAUUUAGUUAUAAAAUAAUUUUCGCAUAAUUUAUAGAUAUAAAGAAAAUAAUUACAUAUAAUCUCAGCUUCCAAAGGAUUAGUAUGUGGUUCUUUAAUACUUAGAAAAUAAGACAUUGAAUUAGACUUACUAUAAUUAACUUCAUAAGGAAAAGGAUUGAAUAUCACUGAAUUUAUGGAUGAAUGGUAACCUGAAAUUUAUGGUAAAUGGAUAUUGGUAGUAGAAAAAGAGACUGUUUAUUUUCAUUUAAUAAAUGAAAUGCAUUAAGAAUUCUUAUAAAAUACUGUUUUGAUUACAGGAAAAGGUUAUCCUUGUUAUGCCACUAAAUCUUUUAUUAAAUAUUUAUCAAUAAUGAAUCCAUAUAUCCCAGUAUAUUAUUUUGGAGAUAUGGAUCCUCAUGGAUAUGAUAUUUUAUAAUAAUAUGCUUUUGGGAAUUAAUAUUCUAGUCAUGAACUCAAUAAUAUACCUUGGAUUUAAUGGUUAAAUUCUUAUAUUCCUUAAGAUUAAUUAAAAAUCAAGAAAAAAAUUAAAUUAAAUUAGAGAGAAAUUUAACUUUUGGAACAAAUCAUAAACAACCCAAACAUACCUGAAUAGUGGAAACGAAUAAUGGAUAAUAAAGAGAAAUAUGAAAUUGAAGAUAUCCAAUUUCAAAACCUAUCUGAAUCCGUAUUAGAAAUAAUGUAAAGUUAAGAUUGA
Messenger RNA from Paramecium pentaurelia, 978 nucleotides. The record is from the annotation of a GenBank genome assembly. NCBI's taxonomy places the organism in Eukaryota, Ciliophora, Oligohymenophorea, Peniculida, Parameciidae.